ACAGCACCAGACUAUAGCACACUAUUUGAAAGUUCGGAGGAAAACUCAGAUACAACAGAAAAAUCUAGUGACACAGAAACAGAAAAAUCAGACAUGACCCCAUCCAUAAGUGUUAAACCAAAAAUAAACGUAGAUUUAAUAUCAGAUGAAGCUUAUUUUGUUGUCAGUGACCUGCAAGAUGCCACUGAAUUCACCAUAGAAAAGAAGCACUUUAAGAAGACCAUGGAGGACUGGUACUGUGCGGCAUUAGAUUAUUAUGCUGAAAAGAAAAGUGAUCAUGAAAACUGUGCAUUUAUACCAGUAAAAGAGUUAUAUAAAAAGGGAAAAGAAAAGGAGGACCUUGGCGAUAGCAAAGAUGAAUUUGAUGAGGAAGAAAUGAAGGUGCUCCUGGCCAAAAAAGCAAGUGAAUUGGAAGAGGAUGAACAAAGGAAAGUAGCAGACUAUCAGAAAUAUCAAAUGUUGGAAACUCAGAAGAAGUUAGCGGAGCUAACCCAAGCACAUGACCGAAGAGAAAGAGAGCUACCUAAACAAAAAAACAAAAGUAUAUUUGAUACAGUAGCAGAAUACCUGGAAAAGAAUCAGACUGGUCCAGAUGAUUAUAAAUUAGAAAUUAACUUAGAUAACAGUGAUGAUGAAGAAGAAGCAUCUGACGAGGAAGAAGAGGCUGACCAGGGUG
Molecule: messenger RNA, 676 nt
Organism: Entrophospora candida
Lineage: Eukaryota; Fungi; Glomeromycota; Glomeromycetes; Entrophosporales; Entrophosporaceae
Source: the annotation of a GenBank genome assembly